Messenger RNA from Toxotes jaculatrix (banded archerfish), 3732 nucleotides. Its product is annotated as tumor necrosis factor receptor superfamily member 25. Gene Ontology annotation, molecular function: protein binding. Gene Ontology annotation, biological process: signal transduction. Gene Ontology annotation, cellular component: plasma membrane. The record is from RefSeq and is a predicted model, not a curated record. The coding region runs from base 919 to 2160 and encodes 413 amino acids. Lineage: Eukaryota; Metazoa; Chordata; Actinopteri; Toxotidae. The transcript has 10 exons.
UACAGUUUACGUCAGUUGAAGGCAGAGGACUGAGGGGAGCCAGCUGCUGGGGAAGCAGAGCAGAGUUGGGAUAAUGGCAGUUGUGAGCAUGGCUGGAUGUCUGAUCGACAAGCAUGGAGACGAGCAGGGAAGCAGGCAGGCAUGUGAUGAUCCUGUGGCACAGGGAGGAAAGGAUUAAUCUAUGAGGUAACAUGCGAGACAAAACUUAGAAAUGUACAAUUGUAAGUGGCCUCUGGACAUGCACCACCAAGCUGGCUGAAACAACAACCUGGGGGACGAGUGGAUGAAGAAGCUGGGGUUGAUGAGUGAAUGGAUUUCAGGUGUGCAGGCUGAUCAGCGAGCCUGGAGACGGAGAGCGGCGCCAUGGUCACAACACAGACACCGAUACAGGCAGGGCGACAGACUGGGGAGCACAGGAGACACAAGGGAAAGGGAAAUACCAUGAAAGCAAGGAAUAAAUUGACAUGCCACGAUUGUGACAACCACCACCAUGUACACCCAUCACGUACCCUGUAUCCGACUCAUGAAUUGUUCCCGUGUAUGUCACCAGACCUUUAGUCUGAACCACAUUAGUGAAAGUAUAGGGAAAAAUCAGGGGGAGGAACUGUGACGUUGCCACCAAUCCUCGUGUCACUGUGUGUUGCGGAGGGGGUGAUUUCAUUGUGUUUCCUGUUUCUGGCAGCAUUUCUCAUAAGACUCCAAAGAACUGACAGUUCUGACCUAUAAACAGUCAAAGCACAUACACAACACUUUAUUUGACUCAGUUUCAGAGGAAAGCCACAAAAGACUGAACGUCAGAAUGCCUCACGCUUUAGGUGAAUUUCGUGGCAUCCUCUCCUGCUGAUAACUGUGCUGUGAUACUGAUUUUUUAUUUUUUUUCACGAGUGAAGCCAACACUCAUCUGCAAACUCUUCUAACAUGGACUUUGUCUUGGUUUUCCCGCUGAUACUUGCCUUCCUUUCCAGUGGACAGAGUUACACAAAGGUGACAGAACAAACCAGUAAUUCAUGUUAUAAAUUGUGCCCAGCUGGAUAUCACAAAGUUGGUGACUGUAAUGAUCCUGCUGCAAAGUACAAAUGUAAAAAAUGUGAUAAUAACACAUACACAGAGAUAGAAAACCAUAUAGAGAAGUGCCACAGGUGUCAAACAUGUGGUUCUCUUGAGGUGGUGAUAAGACCCUGCUCCUUUAAUAGCGAUGUGGAAUGUGACUGUAAAGAAGGAUUCUACAAUGCAGGCUCGACUAUCACUUCAAAGCUCUGCGAGAAAUGCAAAUGUGAAAAAUGUGAAGAGCGCUCUGGUCAUCCUGACUACGAACGGAGAUGCCAACCCUGCCAAAGGGCUGAGUGUCUGAAGUACCCAGAAUGCAAGAGGAGAUGUAACGCAACUACAGUUCCACCUCCAACUACGCCUCCAUCUACAAGUGUAUUAACUAAACAUGUGACUGUGGCAGCUUCAGCUACAGCAAGAGCAACACAUUUGAGUCCUGUUAUAGAACCAAUCUCGCCUAACACACUGAACUAUAUUCCCUGGCUGGUUCUCGGGGUGGUUGUGGUGAUAUUUGUGCUGCUCUUUUGGCUCCUGCUGGUCUUCACCAGGAACCAUCCAGGAAAAAUUUGUCCCUGCUGGAGCAUGGACAAAGGCGUGGAGCCACAUGCUGAGGAACCCAAUUUCAACGACAUCAAUCAUCAAGUGAGCAGCCCAACCACGCAGACUUUGCACAUAUCUGAGGAAACUCCCAUGAUGGUUCUUAGCCAGAGUCCAGCCACACCGCAAGAUUCAGCCCAAAUCUGUCCUCGGCUGCCAAAUGCUGAACACAAAGCUGCCAGACAAGAUGACCAAUCAGAGCACUGGCCCGCCAUUGUCCUCUAUGCGAUCAUCAAGGAGGUGCCCUUGCGUAGGUGGAAGGAGUUCUUGCGUCUGCUCUCGGUGGCUGAUCAGCAGCUGGAGCGGGUGGAGCUGGAGGCUGGUUUGGGCCUGGGCUCCAUGGAGAGACAGUACCAGAUGCUGAGGCUAUGGAGCCAGCGCUCUUCCGCGAGCCUGGACGACGUCUUCUCGGCCUUGCACUACAUGGAUUUAUCCGGCUGUGCUCAGCUUCUGCAAGAAAACCUGGAGAAGCUGCAGUGGAGGUCUGAACCUAAGCAAGGUUUUGCAGCCUGCUGAAGUUACAAUACAAACUGUGGUUUCAGUGGAAGCGAUGCAGGACACCUGAGGCUGCAACUGCAGACAUAAAUAUCGUGGUGUUAAGACUAGAAGCUUCAAGUUCCUGGAAAGGACAUCACUAACUGUAGCUACUACGUGGUACAACCACAGAAAACAGCAAUGAUGUCAUGAAUAAACCAUACCUAGCUAUGCAGAUACAUGCAAUAGUCUAACUAAGAGUCAAAUGGCAUUACAGAGCACUGUGGAGCCCCAGAUAGAUCCAACUGCAAUUGGAUUAUUUUCUCUUUUCCAACCUCUUUUAGUGGAUAAAGAUCAUCAGAUGCACUCCAGAUAUGUGUUUAUUAUGUUUGACCUUUAUAGACUAAAGCUCAACCGUUUGUUGAAUCGAGAUUUAUUUUACAUCCAGACUGACACGAAAAAUGCAGGGUGUACAUAUCGAAAAACGAAUAGAUAUAUUGCAGCACCGAAUCAGCUGCAGAACUGGAGCUCGGAUCCUUAAGUAGCUUCUUCAAAUGAAUGUGACAAAACAAACAGUAGCAUUUUAAAGAAAGACAUCAUGCCUGUUAAUACUCAGGCCGCGCUCUAGUAUGUAUGUGGAGAAAAUAAAUAAAUAAAUGAAAAUUAAGAAUCAAGAAAAGUCCCCUUCCCUGAGCUAAUCUGUCAAAACUACUACUACUGUCAAACACCACUUAACCUUUAGCUUCUCACGUAAGCCAACUGUGGGGGCUGUGGUUUUAGAGCACAGUGCUGAAAUGUAAAUAUGUGUAACUCUGUGACUGUGUGUGUGGACGAGAGGUAAGCAGGUUGUGCUUAAAAUGAAGAAAAAAAAUGUUUGAAUUUUGAAGAAGUGGCCGACAGUAAACAACAAUAUUAUUUUACCUCUAGAAAUGGGUGCUGACCUAUUUAUUUAUUUUUUUAAAGCAGGUUACUAGUCCAAGUAAAGGCUCCUGUUCCGUUUAAGUAUUUAAACUGUGUGAACAUUUCAGUGUACAUCUAUGAUGUAUUGCACUGCUAGAGAUCCUUUCAACAUGUCUGACAUCUCCGUUUCAAGUCAUCCCGUUUGACAUGAAACUCUGAUGUAACAACUCAGCCAGUGAUUCUUGUUGGGCACCGUUGCAAGGGAAGAAAACUGAAGUCCCCACAGGAUGUCAGAUUUUCAGUUUCCUGCAAAGAAAUGGUGACAAGGCGCAGAAGGCUGGGUUUUUCCUCACCACACAUAUUCCAUCUAACCUGAUGGUUUCCUCUGGUGUUGUUGCUGUAUCUCAUUUUGAGAGUUUUUGUGUGUAAGGUCAGUUAGUGACAGUUGGACUUUCCAAUCAUGAAGUUUAUUAAUGAAUGUUUUAAAAUGAAUAUAGGUCUGUGGUUUUUUGGCCUUGAGGCACGUGUAUGUAAAUAUUUUGGAAUUAUUGUUUUUCAUUUUCUGAAAGUACUAACUGAUGCUUGUGUACUUUGUUACAAAGCUCAGGGAGUGGAUUAUCAUACGAGUAUACGAGUUUUAUCCUAUGGAGUCACCUAUGGUACAAAUAUAUGGUCAAAGUGACAUUUUGCAGUGUGUCGUGAAUAAAAACGCUU